Messenger RNA from Naegleria lovaniensis, 1581 nucleotides. RefSeq lists its product as uncharacterized. The transcript has 2 exons. Gene Ontology annotation, biological process: protein phosphorylation. Bases 1 to 1581 code for a protein of 526 amino acids. Gene Ontology annotation, molecular function: protein kinase activity; protein binding; ATP binding. The record is from RefSeq and is a predicted model, not a curated record. Lineage: Eukaryota; Heterolobosea; Eutetramitea; Acrasida; Naegleriidae.
AUGCUUGGGAUUGAAAUGGAAUUAAUGUUGGGCUCAAUCGAUGACAUAAUUAUAGAAAAAGGAAUUCAAUUACCAGAAUCCAUGGUACUUGAGAUCCUAUUUCAACUAUGCACGGCUUUACAAUUUAUUGAAAAGGCCAACAUUGUCCACAGAGAUAUUAAGCUACCAAACAUUCUUGUGAGAAAAUUUAAUCUUGACACUCAGGAAAUUAUUGUUGUAUUGGGAGAUUUUGGUCUUGCAAGAAAUUUAUCGUCCAUUAAAUAUACGACUCUCAUAGGAUCACGUAAUUAUUGGUCUCCUGAAUUAGAACAGUACCGAGUAGCGAAGGAUGAGGCAGAUGAAAGCCCACCAUUUUCAUUCGCAAGUGAUAUGUUUGCUCUUGGAGUAACUGUGUAUCAGUUGAUGACUUUAGAUACAACUGUUUCAUUGUCAACCUUAGUAUCUACACAUUCAAAUUCCUCCAAUUUUAUUCAACAAUUUACCAAAGAUCGUUCGAAAGAAAAGUAUUCUGAUUUUUUAAUGAACUUGGUUGCGUGUAUGCUAAAAUAUUCUCCAGAAGAAAGAAUAACAUCUUCAGAUAUUUUGCAGCAAAUUUCCCUGAACACAGACAUCACGGACAAUGUGGUCAUACACGAGAAAGUAAGAGCUCUCAAAGCCCCAGGAGACUCUUACAAUCUAAAAACGGUCAUGGAAUAUUUGGAAGGGCUUCAUUAUAACUCGAUAGAAAUUGAAUGGGCCCAAAAAACAGCAAAUCAAGGAAAUGUUGUAGCACAAUUUUUGCUUGGGCAGUUUUAUUAUUAUGGACAUGAUGUUUCUCAAGAUUAUACGAUAGCAUUUGAAUGGACUCAAAAAUCAGCCAAUGAAGGUUUUACUGUGGCGCAAUGGUACCUUGGACUAUUGUAUGAGGAUGGAUGUGGUGUUUCACAAGAUUACUCCAAAGCAAUUGAAUGGAUUGAAAAAUCUGCAAUUCAAGGAAAUGCUGAAGCACAGUUGUUGCUUGGAGAGAGUUAUUUUUUGGGAAAAGGAGUAACACAAGAUUAUUGUAAAGCAUUUAAAUGGGUUCAUCGGUCUGCAAAUCAAGGAUGUGCUUUGGCAAUGUGUAACCUUGGUGUCUUGUAUGAACACGGAUAUGGAGUUACACAAAAUUAUUCCAAAGCAAUCGAAUGGUUUCAAAAAUCAGCAAUGCAAGGACAAGUUGAAGCGCAAGCUAAACUUGGAGUAAUGUAUUUCACUGGAACAAGUGUGUCACAAGAUUAUUCAAAAGCAUUUGAAUGGUUUGAAAAAGCAGCAAAUCAAGGAAUGAUGGAUGCACAGUUUAUGCUUGGAGUUUUGUAUUGUUACGGUGAAGGCACUUCACAAGAUUAUUCUAAGGCAUUUGAAUGGAUUGAAAAAUCAGCAAUUCAAGGAAAAGCUGAAGCACAAGCUGUACUGGGGGAAAUGUAUGAGGGGGGAAAAGGUGUUCCUUUGAAUUUCUCAAAGGCAAUUGAGUAUUAUCGACAAUCUGUACAACAAGGAUUUUUUAAAGCUCUGAAUCCGUUGAUAGAGCUGACGACAAGACUAAAUAUUACACAAUUGCAGUGA